AUGAACACAACUGAUAUUGGCCGUGAUUUUAACGCGAUGUCGGACGAAUUCUUGUCUUUGGAAAAUCGAGAGUCUGACCAAGUCCCAAAUGGCAUAGCCUCUGGAUAUCAUCUUAAUUAUCUUUCUCUGCCGAUCAAUGAUAACGAGGCCAAUCGGUCCCGGUUGAAUGCUAUAUUGCAAAUCUUCAAUCAGAUCACUCAGGCAUAUCUUCUUUCCUUGUCGAGCAACGCUAAUCGGACCGAGUGGAACGCUUUAUUGCAAAACUUGAUCUCUCAGGCAUAUUCGUUGAUCAACGAUAACGAAGACAAUCGGGCCGAGUGGUACGCUCUAUUGCAAGAUUUGAUUGACAUAAUCUCUCACGCAUAUUCGCUGAUCAACGAUAACGAGGCUAAUCGGACCGAGUCAUUGCCACAUGUUACGUUAGAGAACUGCCAAGAUGUGUCUAUGUACGUUGUGAAAUAUAAUGGUGAAGAACUUGUCUCAUUCCAAAUUGAGAAAGAAACGAAGGGCGGCAAUAGAUACAUGCGCUUUAGAAAUACAGUUGUAAAAGCCCUAAAACUGAAGGGGCACGCAUUUUCUAAGGAUAUGAAGGAAGUAUCUACAUUAACAAAAAUAGCUUGGCACAGUGCUGAUGACCGUAUUAAAGACGAAUUCGAUCGCAUAGGGAACAGUGCUGAUGACCAUAGUAAAGACAAAUUUAAUCGCAAAAGGGGAAAAGUACGAUCAAAAAAGAAAAACUCGUCUUUGAGAUUUAUUUGUUCCGUCUGUAAAAUCUCCUUCCCUAUCCAACAUGCCAAACGUAUAUAUGCUGCGGAUAAGGAGGCCACAACCAGGCGUGAUAUUACGUGCCCUAAUUGCCAAAGGCUACACAAACUUCAUACGACUUACAAAGUCGUCUCUGAAUAA
Paraglomus occultum is the source of this 906-nucleotide messenger RNA. NCBI's taxonomy places the organism in Eukaryota, Fungi, Glomeromycota, Glomeromycetes, Paraglomerales, Paraglomeraceae. The record is from the annotation of a GenBank genome assembly.